Papaver somniferum (opium poppy) is the source of this 980-nucleotide messenger RNA. Its product is annotated as pyridoxine/pyridoxamine 5'-phosphate oxidase 2-like. NCBI's taxonomy places the organism in Eukaryota, Viridiplantae, Streptophyta, Magnoliopsida, Ranunculales, Papaveraceae. Gene Ontology annotation, molecular function: FMN binding; pyridoxamine phosphate oxidase activity. Bases 73 to 669 code for a protein of 198 amino acids. The record is from RefSeq and is a predicted model, not a curated record. Gene Ontology annotation, biological process: pyridoxine biosynthetic process. The transcript has 7 exons.
AAGGCACCCCUUUGGCCCUUUCACUCCAUUGUCCGAGAGAGAGAGAGAGUGUUUGAAAAGAAACGGAAAAGAAUGGCUGUCCCGUUGGCACCAUGGAAGCAGCUCCUUCUAAACUCACUGGAAUCCAAUGGAAGCCUCAAACAUUCUACCUACUUUCAGCUGGCAACAAUUGGGUUAAAUGGAAGACCUUCAAAUCGUACUGUUGUUUUCAGAGGAUUCGAGGAGGAUUCAAAUAAGAUACUAAUCAACACAGAUUGCAGAAGUUGUAAGGUUGAGGAAAUUAAGCGUUUUCCAUUUGGAGAGAUUUGUUGGUACUUCACUGAUUCCUGGGAGCAGUAUAGGAUAAGUGGAUCAAUUGAUGUAAUCGAUGGGUCUAGCCGUGACCAAAUGAAGCUUCUGCAAAGAGAGAAAGCAUGGUUUGCUAGUUCUCCGAGAUCAAGACAGCAGUACUUGGGGCCUAUCCCUGGUCUUCCCUGUAUACUUGAAGAACCAAACCAGGAGCUUUCUUUAGAUCCAUCUGCUGGCCCGGUUGUGGCCUUUUGUCUUUUGAUUGUGGACCCAGACCAGGUGGAUUACUUGAAUUUGAAGAGCAAUGAGAGGCUGGCAUUCACUAUUAAAAAUAAUGACGAUGGAGGGAAAUGCUGGGAUUCAAAGAAAAUCAACCCAUAAAUUAUCGUUAGUCAUCACAAAAUCACAACAUAAUAAGUGCAUCUGUAUCAGCAUGAACCUUGCUUGAUGAAAUCUCAUUGUAAUCUCAUCAACCUAAUAAACACCUGACCUAAUUUCCAGUUUCCUAUUCAUUUAUAUGGGAGCUUUGCAUGUGUACUAACGAGUUCGAUUUCAUUCGCCCACACUUCCUCUGGUAUCAGUGUUGUUCAUUUUUAAACCUCUUGGAACCCUGAACACACCAACCGGAGUUGUUUGUAUUAUGCAUUCGUCGCCAAUAAGUAGUAGGUGAUAAAACAACCUUUUUUUUUCUC